Molecule: messenger RNA, 1896 nt
Organism: Triticum turgidum subsp. durum (durum wheat)
Lineage: Eukaryota; Viridiplantae; Streptophyta; Magnoliopsida; Poales; Poaceae
Source: the annotation of a GenBank genome assembly
AUGUCCCGCCGUCUCUCCCUCCUCCUCGUCUUCUCCAUCCUCUUCCCCGCCACGCUCCUCGCCCAACCCCCAACGCCGCCGCAGCAGUGCCCGCUGAACUUCACCGCCCUGCGCCCCUUCCUCGCCCCGCCGCUCCCCUCCGACGACGCCUCCCGCUGCGCCUUCGCGCUCCAGUCCGUCCGGCUCCUCCUCUCCCUCCACCUCGCCGCCACCGGGUCCUUCCUCAUCCCCUCCUCCUCCUCCUGCCUCCCGCCGCUCCGCGACGCGCUCCCCUUUCCGCUCCCUCCGCCCGAUGCCUGCGGCCUCGCGGGCAUCGACGCGCUCCUCUCCGCUCCUGGAUGCGCCAACAUCUCCACGCGAGCGGAUUUCGAUGCCCGAGUGCCUGCCUCCGCCCGCAGGGACAUCAACGCCAGCUGCUACCGCGAGCUCGGCGCCGUUCCGGUCUGCACCACCUGCACGACCUCGCUCAGCAAGACGGCCGCAGCCUACCUCCUACCUGGAUCCCCCGACGGCGGAAACAAUGUCACCGGCUGCGUCCAGUACCCCUUCAUAUACACCGGCGCCGCGGCCAGCCUACGCGGCCCCGACGACCCGGACACAGCGGACUGCCUGUACCUCCUUAAGGCCAACUCUCAACCCUCCAAAGGGUCCGGCGCCCCUGCCUGGCUCUACGGCGUCGUCUUCGGAUGUGUCGCCUUUGUACUGCUAGUUGCUGCCGCUGCUGGUUCGUGCUUCUUCGUGUGGCGACGCCGGAGGCGGGCUGCCGCUACCGCACUAGCCGCUGACAGCAGGAGCAAGCGCUCGCAUGCAAUGGAGUCCAUCACCGCCAGCACCACCCUGCUCAAGUUCACCUACGACGACAUCAAGAUGGCCACGGGGAGCUUCGCUAGAGACAGCAUCAUCGGCCGCGGUGGUUUCGGGAAUGUGUACAAGGGGGUGCUCCCCGAUGGCGCAGAGGUGGCAGUGAAGCGUUUCAAGAACUGCUCGGCGGCCGGGGAUGCGGCGUUCGCACAUGAGGUGGAGGUGGUGGCCAGCGUGCGCCAUGUCAACCUGGUCGCGCUCCGUGGGUACUGUAUCGCCGCCACGCAGAGAGAGGGGCACCAGCGGAUGAUUGUGUGCGACCUCAUGCAUAAUGGCAGCCUCCACGACCACCUCUUCGGCGCCGGGGAGUGCCUGAUGGCGUGGCCAGUGAGGCAGAGGAUUGCCAUUGGAAUGGCACGGGGGCUGUCCUACCUGCACCGUGGCACACAGCCAGCCAUCAUUCACAGGGAUAUCAAGGCAAGCAACAUUUUGCUUGAUGACGAUUUUGAGGCGAAGGUGGCCGAUUUUGGAUUGGCCAAGUUUGCGCCAGAAGGGAUGACACAUGUGAGCACACGGGUUGCUGGCACAAUGGGCUAUGUCGCUCCAGAGUAUGCCCUCUAUGGCCAGUUAACUGAGAAGAGUGAUGUCUACAGCUUCGGAGUUGUGCUUCUUGAGCUUAUGAGUGGGAAGAGAGCAUUCAUGUCUCUCAGUGAGGGAGAGAGCUUCGUGCUUGCUGAUUGGGCUUGGUCAUUGGUGCGGAGGGGAAAGACGCUGGAUGUGAUCCAGGAAGGAAUGGCUGAACCUGGUCCUACUAAGGUCAUGGAGAAGUAUGUGCUUGUCGCAGCACUCUGCACACAUCCGCAGCUGCAUGCCAGGCCAACGAUGGAGCAAGUGGUGAAGAUACUAGAAGCAGAUUCAGCACCAGGGCCUUUAAUCAUUCCGGACAGGCCUCUCCCUGUUGUUGCAAACCUGGCCGAUAUUGAGAGGUCAGUGAGCAGCAGCACCGGCUCAGGUCAGCUGUUCAGUCCCUCUGGCUUCCGGUCUUUUAUUCAUAGAGACGAGGAUGCUACACCGGAAUCUCCAAAGGAAACAUAA